Messenger RNA from Heterobasidion irregulare TC 32-1, 1527 nucleotides. RefSeq lists its product as uncharacterized. Gene Ontology annotation, molecular function: protein binding. The record is from RefSeq and is a predicted model, not a curated record. The transcript has 4 exons. Bases 1 to 1527 code for a protein of 508 amino acids. Lineage: Eukaryota; Fungi; Basidiomycota; Agaricomycetes; Russulales; Bondarzewiaceae.
AUGUCCAAGCGUGCUGCUGCUGAUCUUCCCACCUCCUCGGCCAAGGCUAGUCGCAAUGGCUUGACGCGUGAAAGCGCGGUCGCAAAUGAUGAGAUGGGCGAGUUUGAGGAUGCCUGGGAGGACGAGAUCGAGGACGACGUGAUCAGCGAGGAGGAUGCUGAUGAAGGAAUGGAUGUGGACGAUGUGAUGCCCCCUAUUGAAGAGUCUGAGGAGAAACCUUCCGCACCGAAUGUUUUCCUUCCGGGCGUUCAUCAAUUGGGAAAAGAUGAGAUCCUCGAACCCGACGACUCUGUGUAUAUCAUACGACAUUCGAUGAAUGUCAACUGGCCUUGUCUGUCGUUUGACGUGCUACGUGACAAUCUUGGGGACCAGCGACAGCGAUACCCUGCGACAGCUUACCUCGUUGCUGGGACCCAAGCAGACGUCGCAAAAAAUAACGAGCUGACAGUAUACAAGCUGAGCUCUUUGCACCGGACACAAAAAGAUGGAGAUAGCGACGACUCAGACGAUGAAAACGACGACGACGACAACCUGGACGAAGACGCCAUACUCGAAUCCCGCUCGAUACCGCACAUGGGCGGCGUGAAUCGCGUGCGAGUCCAACCACUUCCCGCAUCGCAGCCUCUUCCUCCAGCCUCUCAGCCUUACCAUGUCGCGACUUGGUCUGAGACGGGAAAAGUGCAUAUUUGGGAUGUCCGACCGCUGAUCGAGUCACUGGAUGUCCCAGGUUACACGUAUGACAAAACCCGCACGCAAGCGCCCGUCUUUACUGUCAGCUCCCACGGGAGAGCAGAGGGCUUCGCUAUGGACUGGGCUUCAUCUGGCAGUGCGAAUCCUUCUGGUCUUCGCCUACUGACCGGAGACGUUCACUCCAAGAUUUAUUUGACAACAUCUACCUCGUCUGGUUUCAACACCCUCUCGCAGCCGUUUACUUCACACACGUCCAGCAUCGAGGAUCUUCAAUGGAGUCCUUCUGAACCGACGGUGUUUGCAUCGUGCUCAGCGGAUCAAAGUGUAAGGGUCUGGGACGUGCGAAGUCGAGGAAGGCAAAGCGUGGCAGGGAUAGAUGCGGCACAUAGCAGUGAUGUCAAUGUUAUCAGCUGGAAUCGGAGCACCUCGUAUCUUCUGGUCAGUGGCGGAGACGAGGGGGGCCUUAAGGUGUGGGACUUGCGGAAUAUAAAAAAGCAGGGUGCUGCCACAUCGGACCCAACACCCGUAGCCUCCUUUACCUGGCAUCGUGGAGCCAUCACGUCGGUCGAAUGGCAUCCCACGGAAGAUUCAAUCUUUGCAGCAUCGGGCGCCGACGACCAAAUCACUUUGUGGGAUUUGGCGGUAGAGCAGGACGAUGACGAAACUGGUGAGAUGGAUGCGACACCGGAAGGAGGGCACGAUGUCCCACCCCAACUCCUCUUUGUUCACCAGGGACAAAAAGAUGUCAAGGAGGUGCAUUGGCAUCCCCAGAUGCCGGGUACGGUCAUCAGCACGGCGCUCGAUGGAUUCAACAUCUUCAAGACAAUCUCUGUAUGA